Messenger RNA from Silurus meridionalis, 2767 nucleotides. RefSeq lists its product as uncharacterized. Gene Ontology annotation, molecular function: monoatomic cation channel activity. Lineage: Eukaryota; Metazoa; Chordata; Actinopteri; Siluriformes; Siluridae. The record is from RefSeq and is a predicted model, not a curated record. The coding region runs from base 694 to 1539 and encodes 281 amino acids. The transcript has 2 exons.
UCAUUAAGCUGUAAAUAAGUAACCAAUAAGUAAUAAAGGUGUUCAAAGGUAAUGUACAGUUCUCCAGAAUGGAACACGGCUGUGUCCUAAACAGCGUAGAGCAGCUGACAGUAGUAGACAUAGUGCACAUAGAGAGCAGAGUGCAGGGCACUAAAUAAGAUCAAGCCAUCGGGGCGGAAAUGAAACGCACAAGCUCUCAAUCUGAGUCCAUCCUUUUCCUCUCAUUGUGUUGCCAGGUCCUUGUUUUUACUGCGUCAAUCGUUUAUUCCGGGAAUCUAUCCAUCAUUUGGCGUUUAUCCUAUUCAUUUUAUCAAAUAUAUCCACAUUUAAACAAAGCAAGACUAGGUAUUUAAGAAUAAACACUACACUGAUUAAACAAGUUAAUUAAAUCCUUUCUGCCUUCUUUCUAGUGUAUUGACAGGAGCCUAAGACGUCAGGAAACAGUUUCAUUCGGGUGUAUAACAGUAAAUUCUGUGAUGUUACUGAAAUAAAAAACGACCUUAAUGCGAAUAAAUCGUGUAAAUGAAUAACGCAGGCAAAUCUGAAAAAGACUAAUAAUGUCGGACUUAAAGAACAGAGCAAAUGGGUGUGAUAUGAGGAUUUGGCAACCCUGCACUAGAUUUGUGUUUAGACCGUCACAAUUAAAACAACAGUUGCUUAUAGCUUGUACAUUACUGAUUCUAUAAAUCAAUCAUGGCUCGGUAUUCGCCAUUCCCGAGUUUAGACCCAGUGAGAAAGUUGCCAGUGAAGACAGCACUCACUGUCCUAGUUACUGUUGUGUUUUUUAAGUAUUUAUUCACGUGUCCAUGCGCGAGUCCGGAGGAAACCUUAAUGCACUGCUGGCUGUACUUGCUGCUUCCUGUAGGCAUCCUGAUGUUCACCCUGAGCCUGGUGGACACGCAGCUGCUCAGACUGUGCCAGUGCUACGUGUGCAGAUGUUGUGCGCGUGCAGAGGGCAGAUGCUGCUGCUGCAGGCCGAUCCGGUGUGGUGCAGACGUGCGCCACUGCUGCGCGCUCAUUGGGGAUUAUCUGCUGAGGGUUUUCUGCGCCUCGGCUCUGUGGGUCGUGGCCGCGCUACUUGACGGUGACUGGUACGUCUGUAUCCGCACUGUGGCCGCCAAUGGGAGCGGACAACACCAGCUGGCCUGCAAGGAUUUCCCAACUCCUGAAGAAGCAGAAACUCUUAGGAAAUACAGCAGUGAGUCUCGGAUUAUUGCUUUGCUCAUCAUCCUGGGACUGUCCAUCCUGCUGGUGCUAAGCGCCUCUUUCACGAGCAAGUCGAAGCCCUACUACAAGUCGGUGUUUGAGGCGUUUGUGGAGCAGGAGACGACAGCCAUGCUGGAGGAGAAGCUGCACGAGCAGGCCAUGAAAAAAGCAAAGCUUCUUAGUGAGAGUGCAUUACGCUGCAUUCACAGUCUGAACAACGGACAGGAAGAGGGACACUUUUACUAUCAUCCACUAACAGAGACAGAGGAGGACAUGUGGAGGACAAUAUCAGACCCAGCGUUCCAUCUGCUAGGAGUCCAGAUCUAUUCAUAAGGUGUUUUUUCGACCAAUUGCCCACAUUAACUCUAAUUAUGAUCUGUUAAUAGCGAUAAACAAGCACAAGCCAUAUCACUCCAGUGAACAGAACCUGCAACUAACAAGCAUGGCUUAAUAAUUGUUCCAAAUAAGUUUGGACUCGGAGUGGCAGCUUAGUGGUUAAUGUGUUGGACUUCUGAUCAGAAGAUCAGUUCAAAUUCCAGCACCACCAAGCUGCCACUUCUGGGCCCUUAAGCAAAGCUCUUAACACUAAACUGCUCAGUUGUGUGUAUCUGUAAGUUUCUCAGGACUUACAGAGCAUCUGCCAAAUGCGGUAUUUUUCAGUUCAUUUUUAUCUUGUUAUUUUCUUAUUUUAAAUGAAAUACAAAUAUUUAAAUAAGAUAUGCAGUAUCAGACACGCCCUCGCAUACAUUACAUAGUGACAGUUUAGUUGUUUAAGUUUUUCAGGUGCUGCCAAGUUUAAAAGUAAUAUGGAUUUAAUUGAUUUUCUAUCAAAUGGCAUGUUGCUUUACCAUGUGAGAUGUUUGAGAUGAUAUGUCUACAGGUGCUUUACAAUAUUUAUGGGUUUAAAAGUUUUUCUUUAUUCCUACAUCUGUUACACAUUUGUUCCUUUCUGAACCCAUGCCCUCAUUAAAGAUAUGACUGGCAUUUUUGAGCAGAUACGUUUUGUUAAACUUUGGGGAAAAACAAAUCCAUUGUUUGUUAGUGUUAUCUGGUUACAAGGAUUUCUGCAUCUGCAGGCUGUUUAAGAUUUAGGUUCUAUAAAUACGAACACUAAAACGUAAGUAACUACAGAAGGUUUUUAUGGUUGGAAAAGAUUUUCAUUUUUGCACUUUCUGUGUUUGUUAUUAUUCAACGUUUUUUUUUUUAAGAUCUAUGACACUAUGCAGUGUGUGUGUUUUGGCAGCCUAAGCCAAAUGUAUUAGCAUAUAACUUUAUUUCUUCUGAGCCACAGAAUGUUUUUGUGCUUUUAUCCAAGGUCAUCUUCUUACUAUACAGUAUAUAAAGUGGCUUCUGUUACACAAGGAGACAUUACUGUAACUAAACAAGUACACUGCAGUGACUGCAUUUCUAACACAUUAAUACCUGAGAAAAGCUCAAAUCCUACAUUAACAAGCAGACAAACUACACACUUAGUUCUGAGAGGAUUAUUUAAAGAUCUGCAUAACAAAAUGAUGUACAAUUAUGUUUAUGUGCAAUAAUAAAUAUUAAACCACCCAAUGUA